Molecule: messenger RNA, 1223 nt
Organism: Pelobates fuscus (common spadefoot toad)
Lineage: Eukaryota; Metazoa; Chordata; Amphibia; Anura; Pelobatidae
Gene: NRGN
Product: neurogranin
Exons: 6
Coding region: 1-1194 (397 amino acids)
Molecular function (GO): calmodulin binding
Source: RefSeq, a predicted model, not a curated record
AUGGUGUGGACACAGAAUGUUCUAGGCUGCUUAAUCACAUUCAUGGUGUGGACACAGAAUGUUCUAGGCUGCUUAGUCAUAUUCAUGGUGGGAACACAGCAUGUUCUAGGCUGCUUAGUUGUAUUCAUGCAUCCUGAGUUAAAUACCGUGACUUCGUCCUCUGAAGAAGUAAGGAAUGGCGCAAGCUAUGGGAUCCCUGUCCCGGCAAGCCCACGAGAUACUGAUCUCUCCUCUGAAUCAUUGGAUAGAGAACAAAAGGAUGAGAGUGGGAGUGAUUUAACACAGGACAUGGCGGCCACAGUAAUUCAGGCUGCGUACAGAGGCUAUGUCGCUAGAGAAGAAAUUAAGAAGCUGAAUGAUCCUGCUGAUCAGAACCUUGGAUACUUGGAGUCAGAGUCUGUAUCCCAAGAUCAUCAAGAAAGUUCUCCUAUUCCUGACUCGACAGAAGGAGCUGCCCUUUCAAGCCAAGAAGAAAAAAGUGUUUUAUCAAAAGCACCUAUUGAUCCAGAAAGCACAGACACCUCCAUUGAUGUUCACAGUGAGAUGUUAACAGACCUGGCAGGUGAGACAAAACAAGAGGAAAUUCCGGGGGAUGAAAGAGAACAUGAAGACCAAAGCGGUGUUGAGGAAAGUAAUAGAAUUCCGGCCGACAUUAACCAAGUGGAAGAUUUGCAACUACUGGAAAUUCUGGAUGCUGCUUUGGAAGAAACUGGUGGUAAUCAAGAAACAACAAUAAGGACUGAUUCACUAGAGACAGAGCAACAUGCACUCACAAGCGAGGAGGUAACAGAGGACCUUACCACGGGACAGCACGAGGCUCAUCUGGCAGAAACUGUUACAGACCAUUCUCAAACACUUCAUGAUGAUUCAACACCGCAAACGUCUGCGGAGGACAAGAGCAGCGAAGUUAAUGAGAAUAUUGUUAAAUCUGAAAGCACAGAAGACCAUUCUAACAACAAGCCCUCAGAUUCUGUGGAUGUAUCUGCCACGGAAGAGAAUGAAAGCCUUAGGAAGCAGCAGGAUGAAGCUCUUGACAUCCCUCUCGAUGACCCUGACGCUAAUGCUGCAGCUGCCAAGAUCCAGGCCGGGUUUCGUGGGCACAUGACAAGGAAGAAGAUGAAAAGUGGUGAUAGGGACAUUAAAAAGGAUAGCAAGGAGGCCGGCACCUCACAGGGGGCCACCGAAGGAGACUAAACAAAACUGGAGUGAGUUUUUGGAAUGAU